UUUCCAACCUAGAGUUCCAGCAUUUGCCAGAGGUCCAGCAAGCCUGUCCUAGGGAGAAAAGGGAGCAGCAGGUGGCAGAGGACCAGGUCCAAAGAUAAGAAGCCCUCACUUUCCUUCUGCUUCUGCUCCUGCACCAGACCCCAGGCAAGGCAUUUCUGGCCUGGUUUUCUUCAAUUGCAAAGUGGCGGGGCCCACCAAGAGCCCGCAGACGGUAAGACCACUGUGCUGUGAGUGCAAUAAAGGCCGACGAGGAGAAAGGUGAGCACCGCUGACAGCCCUGCCUCCUUCCAGAAGCUGGACUUCUAGCUCAGCCUCCCACUCGUGGGUUUGCCAGGUGCCCCACUCCCCGUGCACAGCAUGGUCGCACAGGACAACACGGACACUGGGGAAGCCAGGCUUGGUGUCCAGCUGGAGCCCUUCCUGCACCAGGUCGGGGGGCACCUGAGCGUAAUGAAGUAUGAUGAGCACACGGUGUGUAAACCCCUCAUCUCCCAGGAGCAGAGAUUCUACGAAGCCCUGCCGCUGGCCUUGAAGCGAUUCACUCCUCAGUACAAAGGCACCAUCACGGUGCACCUCCGGAAAGACAGCCGAGGCCAUCUCAGCCUGGUUGCCAACCCGCUGAAGGAGAAGCGGGGGCCCCUCAAGGUCUCCACGGACUCGGCGGCUGUGGCGAUAUGGCAGACGCUCCAGCAGACCACCAGCGGUGGUGGCAGUGCCCGGCCCCCCACCCAGUGGCAGCACACCCAGCUGGCACACUCGCUCAAGGAGAGCCCGGCCAUAUCGCUCCAGAGGUCUGAGUUCCACCUCAAUGCCCAAGUCUCCUCCCUGGUGGAGGAUGCCAAUGGGAACCAGCCUGAGAGGAUGAGCUUCAACCCGUGGGGCCUGCAGUGCCACCAGGCCCACCUGACCCGCCUGGGCACCGAGUACCCAGAGAACAAGCGGCACUGCUUCCUGUUGCUGGAAAAUGUCGUGUCACAGUACAAGCAUCCCUGCAUCCUGGACCUGAAGAUGGGGACCCGGCAGCACGGGGAUGAUGUGUCCGAGGAGAAGAAGGCCCGCCACGUGAGGAAGUGCGCGCAGAGCACCUCUGCCUGCCUGGGCGUGCGCAUCUGCGGCAUGCAGGUAUAUCAAGUUGAUAAGAAGCACUUUCUCUGCAAAGACAAGUACUAUGGAAGAAAACUCUCAGUUGAGGGCUUCAGACAAGCCCUCUAUCAGUUCCUGCAUGAUGGAACCCGCCUCCGGACAGAGCUCCUGGAGCCCAUCCAGCACCAGCUCCAGGCCCUCCUCUCAGUCAUUAAGAGCCAGAGUUCUUAUCGCUUCUACUCCAGCUCUCUCCUCAUCAUCUACGAUGGGCAGGAACUGCUGGAAAGGACCCCACGUGGCCUGCACCCUCAGGAGGCUCCGCAGACUGCCCACAGCAGCUCUCCAGUAGGUCUCGCCAAAGUUGACAUCCGGAUGAUUGACUUUGCUCACACCACAUACAAAGGCUCCUGGAAUGAGCAUACCACCUAUGAUGGACCAGAUCUGGGCUAUAUCUUAGGCCUGGAAAACCUCAUCCAGAUCCUGCAGGAUAUUCAAGAGGGAGCAUGAGACUUCUGGGGUCCAUCUGGAUUUUUCCGGAGUACAGAUCUCAAAAGGGACCUCUUGGUAGCUAGGGUAGUUUAUCUACCUCUUAGAUGUCUUUGUAAUAAUUGUAUCUAUGUUCAAAAACCACCUCUAGACAUGGCAGACUCUAUUAACAGCUGCCAAGGAAACCAGCUCUGGAGGUGCUUUCCAUAUAUCCAUAUAUCCAUAUAUCCAUAUAUCCUGGCUUCUCGCGCUAAUGCUGGCCAUUGCAGGCUGGACAGUCAGGGCGAAAUGACACCAUUUUGGAGUACAGUGGAGGGGUGCAGUAUGAGUUAGAGGCCAGCAUUAGAGUGAUAUUCUGUAAUAUUUGCCUGGAGUAAAGGUAUUUAAGGAUGCUUUUUUCUUUUCAUGCUGCAGUCCUUGCAAACUAUGAGGCAAAAGACUUUACUUGAAGAAGACUUGGAGAGAGUUCAUGAGUUUAUGGUUUUUGCUCACAGGGGCUGCCCGCCUCUAGGGCGGACAGAGCUAAUGAAUGUCUCUUCCCUUCCCAAAAGGCAUUCUAGUUGGGACAGGAUGAAGCAGGACAGAUCUGCCCAUCUCACUGGCUUUGUACUCAGGUUCUGCAUAGACAAGGACAAGCCUGACAUAGCAGGGCAAACUGAGACCCCCAGGUUCUCCACUUUUGCCUGCGGAAAGAAGGGUCUCUUUCCAGAUUCCCAAGUACCAACUGGAAGUGAGGAUCCUGCCAGAUUCUCACCUCAAAAUGCCUCCGACCCUGAAAUGCAGCUUCCAGUGGGUGUGGACUGUGCAUAAGGAGGAACCACUGAUGUUAAACUUUCCACCUUCUAUUUAUUUAUUUCGGGGGUGGGGUGGGGAGUCAGAAGAGAGAUGCCUGGAGGACGGAGGAAACCAGGCACAAUGUUUACAAGACUGGGGGACAAGUGUAAAUACGGAACAAAGAGCAAAUAUUAAUUAAUUCCUUCUUCUGCAGUGUGGAAACCUAUUACAAUGCCCUUGAGUCAAGCACUGAGAUCCGUUACCUAAUUAGGGAAAUAAAUUUGUUAAUAAAAUUGCUGAGGUCACCAGUGA
Manis pentadactyla (Chinese pangolin) is the source of this 2655-nucleotide messenger RNA. It is a transcript of the gene IP6K3, whose product is annotated as inositol hexakisphosphate kinase 3. NCBI's taxonomy places the organism in Eukaryota, Metazoa, Chordata, Mammalia, Pholidota, Manidae. The transcript is spliced from 6 exons. Gene Ontology annotation, molecular function: inositol hexakisphosphate kinase activity. Gene Ontology annotation, biological process: inositol phosphate biosynthetic process; phosphatidylinositol phosphate biosynthetic process. Gene Ontology annotation, cellular component: nucleus; cytoplasm. The record is from RefSeq and is a predicted model, not a curated record. Bases 358 to 1590 code for a protein of 410 amino acids.